CUAACCUUCAUCUUCUUCAUCAAUACAAAGAGCAGGAAAACAAGAAAAGCAGAGCCGCAUCGCUUUUUGCUAGCUAAGCUACUGUGGGAGUUAUUGUUCUUCAGAACAGCUUCUGCAGUAGCUAAUAAUAUCGUUAUAUAUUAUAUAAAUUUUAUACAUCCUUUUUACCCUACAACUCCAUAUAUAAGCAAGUAAAAAUAAAUAUGGCUCGCUCUGUUUCUUCCUUUAAGCUCCUUGGUGCUUCUGUUUUUGAUGGUCUUUAUGUCUCCAUAUCAAGGAGAGGUUACUCGGGUGCACCGCCGGCGGCAGUUACGGCUAGCUUUGGUAGGCCUGGGGCGAUGGGGAAAGUGGAACGAAGAGAUGCGAUGAAAGAGUCGUCGUCGUCGGAGACAAGGGCUUAUUCUUCAGCUUGGGCGCCUGACCCUGUUACGGGGUAUUACCGGCCGGAGAAUUGUGGGGCUGAGAUCGAUGCGGCGGAGCUCCGGGAGAUGUUGUUGAAUCACAGGGUUAGAUCACAGUAGAAACUUGCCACCGCAUGUGAUCACCGUAGCAGAGCAGAGCCAUAAUGUUUUGCAGAUGUUUGGGUGCCUUUGUAUUUUGUUUUGGUUUUGAGUUCAAAAUCUUUUAUCUUAAUAGUCGGUAGUUUUUUCGUAUAAAGAGUGUAGUGUGCUGAACUUUAAGCUAAAGCAGAAAAUUAACUAAA
Gossypium raimondii (Peruvian cotton) is the source of this 703-nucleotide messenger RNA. RefSeq names its product late embryogenesis abundant protein Lea5-D. Gene Ontology annotation, biological process: response to stress. NCBI's taxonomy places the organism in Eukaryota, Viridiplantae, Streptophyta, Magnoliopsida, Malvales, Malvaceae. Gene Ontology annotation, cellular component: mitochondrion. Bases 204 to 521 code for a protein of 105 amino acids. The record is from RefSeq and is a predicted model, not a curated record. The transcript has 2 exons.